AUUCAUACACUGUAAGUCUUGUCUGCAGGUUACACCCUAAUCUCUUGGAAAUCUCUUUUUUUUUUUACUUAAGGAAGAUAAACUUCAUGCAUCUCAUAUAUACAAAUUUAGGAACAUAGUGAUUCUUCCCACACUUACUCCCUCCAGACAAAACUCCUACCCUUCUUCCUCCUCCUUCUCCCAUUCCUAUUCUUAUUUUUCACAAGAUCUAUUGUAAGUUAACUUUAAAUUCAUAAAAUUAACCCUACUCUAAGUGGAGAGUUCAACAAAUAGUAUGAAGAAAAAUCAAAAAAACAAACAAGCAAAAAAGCAUUGUUCCUCAACAGUCAAGACAAGGGCUGUUCAAAAUCAUCACGUCACAGAGUGUCAACUUCACACCUAUAGAUUACCUUUUAGGUACUCUAGUAGUUACCACAGAUGAGAAAGAACAUAAGGUAUUUGUUUUUGGAGGACAGGCUUAUUUUCCUAAGUGCAGUGGUUUCCAGUUGUAUCUAUUUUGUUGUGAAAUAGAGGAUUUCAUUUUGGGGGUGGGGGCAGAUCUCUUAAUAAAAGAAGAAGAGCUCUCAGGAUUUCUCAGUGGCGGAAUCACAGUUCCUGGAGAAGGUUGGUGUUCAGCUGGUGCUGUAAAUGCAUCUCACUCUUGGUCUUCUCAUGCAGGUACCUGGUGUGAAGAUACAUGUCAGUCACCAGGAGCUAGCAGAAUGGCUUCCUGGGAGGUGGCCACAGGAACGCUCUUCUUAGCUCAGGUCAUAUGUGGGAUUCUGGGGAACUUCUCUCUUCUUUCCCAUCAUGUCUUCCUUUCCUUGACUGGAUUCAAGGCAAGAUGUACGGAUAUGAUUCUGAGGCACCUCCUUGUAGCCAACUGCUUGGUCAUUCUCUCCUACGGAGUGCCACAGGCAGUGACAGCUUUAAGGGGGAAAUUUCUCCCCAGCGAUGCUGAGUACAACCUUCUUUUCUAUGUACGGAGAAUGUCCAGGGCCGUGUCCAUCGAAAGCACCUGCUUCUUGAGUAUCUUCCAGGCCAUCACCAUCAGCCCCAGGAACUCUAGGUGGGCAGAGCUUAAAGUCAAAGCUCCCAGGUACAUAGGCCUCUUCUCCAUGCUGUGCUGGAUCCUGAACAUGUUAAUAAACACCAUUUCCCCCAUCUACGUGACAAGUAAGUGGAUCAACACAAGCAUCACAAAGAGAAAAGACUAUGGGUACUGUAACGCUGUCUUCCAAGACACCUUCACAAGCUCGCUGUUCUUGGCACUACUAUUGUUGCCUGAUGCUGUGUCCUUGGGGCUCAUGCUCCUGGCCAGCAGCUCCAUGGUGUUCAUCCUGCACAGACACAAGCAGCAGGUGCAGCACAUUCAUGGUCCCAGGAAUGCUUCCCCCAGGACUUCCCCUGAAUCCAGAGCUACUCGGAGCAUCCUUGCUCUGGUGAGCACAUUUGUAUUUUUUUACGUGGUCUCCUCCACUUUCCAAGUGUAUUUGGCUCUUCUUAGUAAACCCACUCGGUUGACAGUGAACAUCUCUGCAUUAUUUGCUGGCUGUUUCCCAACUCUUAGCCCCUAUCUUCUCAUGAGCUGUGACUCCAGGGUACCCAGGCUCUGCUUUGCCUCGAUAAGCAAUACAAAAUCCCCCAACACUAUCAGAAGCAUGUACCUUGUAUUUGCUUUAUAAUACUCACUUGUUGUACAAUAGUAUAGGCACAGUUAUUUGGUAGCCAUAUUACAAGACCCUGUACUCAUGCUUACACACAUGUGUGUAUGUAUAUAGGGUGUAAUACACACUAUUAGAUUACAUUUGUUAUCAAGAAAUCAUAGUAGGAUAAUAUAUACUUAGAAAUAUAAAAAUAUUAGUCACAAU
Molecule: messenger RNA, 1850 nt
Organism: Oryctolagus cuniculus (rabbit)
Lineage: Eukaryota; Metazoa; Chordata; Mammalia; Lagomorpha; Leporidae
Source: RefSeq, a predicted model, not a curated record